Molecule: messenger RNA, 1581 nt
Organism: Andrographis paniculata
Lineage: Eukaryota; Viridiplantae; Streptophyta; Magnoliopsida; Lamiales; Acanthaceae
Product: putative B3 domain-containing protein Os03g0621600
Exons: 5
Coding region: 347-1342 (331 amino acids)
Molecular function (GO): DNA binding
Source: RefSeq, a predicted model, not a curated record
CUGCAGGCCCGCAGCCGCGCCUGACGCCCACAAACAGGUUCUCCCUCUUCCUUCCUUCUUCCUCAGUUCCUCUCAUUUCUUUCCCUUUUCCUUCCAACCUCGGUCCUUCUCCUCCUUUCCUCUCUUUCUUCUUUUCUGUGCGCCUGCCUGCCCCUGCCAUGGUGAGAGAUAAAACAAAAAAGCUAAACCGCCGGUUCAAACCGUAAACCGGCGGUUCGAACCGACGGUUCGAAACCGAAUGGGCAAGUCUAGGUCUAGCUUGAAGGCUGGACUGACGGUUGUCUUAACAACGAGGCAAAAACCAAAGGGUUUAGGGUAUCUUGCGUGAAAAUUUAAAAGAGCGAGCAUGGCGAACGCGAAGCCGGGGCGUGGGAGAGCGCGAGGGCGCCCAAGGAAGAAAACCUCAAACAAUUUUAGUGAGGAUGGUGAUAGAGGAAAAGGGAGGGCGGAAUCAGGUGAAGAAACUCGUGACUGGAAUGAUAUACCCGAGUUCUUCGUAAUCUAUAUACCUGCUGCGUGUUCUAAUAGCGUGAAAAUCCCCCUCGAGUUUCUCAAGAAAUUUGGAAGAAACAUACCCACAAAUGUCUUCUUGAGAGCGUCGUCUGAAGGGUCAUGGCAAGUUCAUAUGCAUCAACUUUGUGGACAGUGGUUCUUCGAAAAAGGCUGGCCAGAAUUUGUGCAAGAAAACUCAGUUGCAGAUGGUGAUUUUCUAGUCUUUUCUUAUCUCGGAAAGUCUGUGUUUUCUGUAAAAAUAUUUGCAAUAAACGGUUGCCGGAAGAGAAUUACUGAGACAAGCAUGGAUGAUGAAGAAUCUGUCGAAGACACACAAGUGGAAUCUGAAUCUGAAUCUGAAUCUGAACCUGAACCUGAACCUGAACCUGAACCUGAACCUGAAACUGAAACUGAAACUGAAUCUGAAUCUGACCCUGACCCUGAACCUGAAUCUGAAUCUGAAUCUGAAUCUGAACCUGAAAAUAGCGAUCAUAGUCGUGCUACGGAAAGAAAUGUCCCACCCGAAUCUCUGCCGAGAGAAACCAGGGGGAGCAACCCUUCAUUCUCAGUGAUGCUCACUAAAAACUGCAUCCGGAAAGGUUUCGUGCCAAUACCAAGAGAAUUCUGGAUGGUCCACAUGAGUCGACUUGAAUCGGCCUCAGGAGCCUCGGCUACAAUAUGGCUGGGAAAGGAGCCGUGGCGUGUGGGCCUGACGCUGGCUGCGAAAAAAAUCGGAAUCACGAGAGGUUUGGUGAAAUUCUUCCGUGAAAAGUCUGUGAAACCUGGGGAUUAUUGCAGGUUUGAGUUGAGGAACAAGAUUGGUCUCUCUUUCAAAGUCUCCCUUUCUUAGAUGAUGUGAGUUCAUCCUCUUCCCAUCUCCUCCUAUAGAUUUGGACGACGAAGAUAGAGAGCAGUGUUUAUAAUGUGUUAUAUUCAUCCAUUGGUUAAUUUUCAUGCAUGAAUUUGUUAAGAGUAUUAUAUGAUUGUUAGGGAAUGCAUUUCAAUUGUUUGGAUUGGAAUUUGGGGCUUUGUAAAAUUGGUUUUUAUUUUAUAUUAGUAGUAGUUUUGGGUUGGGUUGGGUUGGGUUGG